This is a messenger RNA of Emiliania huxleyi CCMP1516, 279 nucleotides long. RefSeq lists its product as hypothetical. The record is from RefSeq and is a predicted model, not a curated record. Bases 1 to 279 code for a protein of 92 amino acids. The transcript has a single exon. NCBI's taxonomy places the organism in Eukaryota, Haptophyta, Isochrysidales, Noelaerhabdaceae. Gene Ontology annotation, molecular function: protein-disulfide reductase activity.
AUGUCGGCGGCCGGCGAGCGGCUCGUGGUGGUCGACUUCACCGCGUCCUGGUGCGGGCCUUGCCGGCGGAUCGCGCCCGUCUUCGCGAGCUUGGCGCAGGAGAUGCCGGAGGUGGAUUUCGUGAAGGUCGACGUGGACGAGGCCCAGGACGUGGCGCAGAUGUGCGGCGUCCGCGCCAUGCCCACUUUCCAGUUUUACCGGCGCGGCUCCAAGCUCGGCGAGGUGUCCGGGGCCAACGAGGCGGCGCUCCGGGCGGCGAUUGCGCAGCACAGGGCGUAG